Molecule: messenger RNA, 1650 nt
Organism: Schistosoma mattheei
Lineage: Eukaryota; Metazoa; Platyhelminthes; Trematoda; Strigeidida; Schistosomatidae
Source: the annotation of a GenBank genome assembly
AUGGAGGUGUCGAAAUCUGAUGUUGAUAAGCCCUUUAAACUAAACGGUCUUUUUCUUGCCCGGAUGCUUCUCAGUAUAUACUAUCAAUUGUCCAACGUGUUGAGCCUGGAAAACGACAAAAGGUUCUUCAAGUUUGUCCCAUUUGUGCCUGCUGAUUCAUCGGAAAAUCGUUUGAUAUUUCCAGUGUCACCAGAUGCAAAGGCUUUUUUGUACGCUCAUCGCUACGAGGUUAUAUAUCAGAGAAUUUCGCGGCAUCAAUUAUUCUCUCAAACAGCUGCUUUGGAUGGGUCUCAUAGUACAAAUUAUCAUUCAGCUGUUGUAUUAGGACUAAUCAGUCAACUUCGUGAAGGUAAAUGGUAUGCCGAAGAUCCAUCAGGGAUAGUACAAUUGAAUUUACAACAAGCUAUUUUUCAUGAGGGACUACUCCCUGAGGGAUCCAUUGCACUAAUUGAAGGCUUUUAUGAUGAUAAAAUAUUAUACGUCACUGGUAUUGGUCUUCCACCUUGUGAAUCAUCGGAAAUUUCACGUCGUGCUUUUUCUGUCAGUAAUCCAUUCGGUGGUUGUGAUACUAAUGAUUCCCCUGCAGCAUCUUUAGAUACAAAGAUGCAUAAACUCUUGACAACUACUCAGGCUGGUUCAGAUGCUAUGCUUGUAAUUUUGGGAGAAACUCAUCUGGACAAACCAGAUACUUUAGACCAGUUGACUACUCUUUUCAGUGGUUAUUCAUCGUGCGCUCCAGUUGCGUUUAUAUUAAGUGGUAAUUUUCUAAGUGCUGAUUCCAUCGGAAAAACGUGCACCGAACGUAGGUUAAUUCUACGAAGAUUAUUACGACAGCUAAUCACAAUUUUCAAGAAUAACUUUCCAGAUUCAGAGUCUCAACACACCUCUCAAUCCAACCAGUCACCAAAAUUGAUACUGAUUCCUGGUCCUGAAGAUCCUGUCUAUGCUCCGAAGCAUAUUUUACCAAGACCUGGUUUAGGCAUUGAUUUAAUUUCUGAUAAUAAAGAUCGUUCUUCAUCCAGUUGUCCACCGUGGCUACAUUUAGCAUCAAAUCCAUGUCGACUGCGUUUAUACACUCGUGAAAUUGUUAUUUUCCGUGUUAACUAUAGUCGUCUAUUAGUUAGACACUGUAUUCAUCUACCUACAUUAAACAAUUUGGAUUCGUAUGUUGAAACAAGUGAAAAGAUUGAAAGUUCUACUUCAAGAGAAAAUUCUGAGACGGCGGUUGAUAUGGAUAGUGAAGCAGUUGCUACCACUAGUAGUAAUGCUUCAUCAAUAAAACAGGAUACUACUUCGAAGAAGCAUAAAACAACAACGGAAUAUUUAGGUCAAUGCCUUGCACGUUGUUUAGCUAGUCAAGCACAUCUCUUACCACUUUUAGGUCAUAUAGCACCUGUCUAUUGGUAUUAUGACCAAGCUUUAAGUUUAAAUCCAUUGCCUAAUUUAGUUAUCGCUAUUGAACCGGAACCAUUGGCCAAUUUAAAUGCUUCACAACCAGGAUUAGUGACCACUGGUAAUUGUCGUUUUAUUAAUCCAGGUCGAUUUGGUCAUAUGGAAUAUUCCAAUGAAUUGUCAGGCCUCCAGAAAAAGUAUACUUUCAAAGUUUAUUAUCCAAGAACUGAAAUUGUUGAGGAUAGUUGUUUACCUUAA